ACAUUUCCUCUGAACAACACUUGAAUGUUCGAGUAAAAAACGUUGCACCUGGACUACAGAAAGUGACGUGGAACGUACCCAAAAUUAGCUGUAAUUGUUCGUAUCUCUAUGUGAUUGAACAAAGGGCCAAGGGUGACGACAGUGGGCACGUGAAUUAUUUGCAUGUCCCCUCAGAGCAGAAUCAAGAAAAGGAAGAUAUUCAACUUGAUUUUGAGGAGUUAUUCGAAGCUCCAAACAUCUGUGAAACCUACGAAUAUCGGGUUUACACCAAGAACAUGAUAGACGGUAGAACCAAUUUCUCUGCGACCACCGAAAUGAGGAUGGAUCUACAAAUGAAACGGGAGUACAUAAAUCGACGAAUCGAUGGGAGGGCAGAGAGAGAGGAGAAAAGUCACAGGCGUCUAUUUUUCAUUUUCCUCAUAUGUUCUAUAGGACCUCGUUCCACACCAAAUCUGACUAUCACAUGGACUGAAGUUGAUGAAGUCAUGAUCUUUUGGGAUUUGGGAUGUUCCAAUGGAUCAACUUUCGAUGUCGUUGCCCAAUCGGAUGUAACCGAGCUAAGGAGAAGCAUACUUGAUGAACCAGGUUUGCCUGAGUACACAAAAUUUCGGGUUUCAGCAUGCACGUCCUACCUGGUAUACCUGGAUUUUAUUGCCGGUGAAUUCAGAAGUCCUUCAAAUUUUAUCCUACUUAACGGAUCGUUUGAAACCGCCAUAAAACAAAUUAAAGCGGAGAACAUUGACACGACUGUGCAACGUAUCAGUUGGGAAGAACUGGGCGAUGACUCCUGGUGUGCUGAGGAUGUGUACCAGGUGACGCAGACAGAGGAAUCUGACAAAAUUAUCCAAUCUCACAAUUUGUCUUACGGAGAAUCGUUUGAACCAGGAGCGCCUGUGGGAGUUUCCGCAAGUUUUCUUGAACCCGAUCAGUUGAGUGUAAGGUGGUUACCACCAAUCACUGCACCGGAAGUCGCUGCAUUCAAGUUCCUUGUUACCGCGUCAUCGAUUUCUGAUACGAAGUACGUUGUGCGAUACAACGUAUCCGAUUUGUCCUCGACAACCAUAUCGGUAGAACAAUGCACCAACUACAUGGUGUACGUACAGACUUGGGAUGAGAAAACGGGAGAAAUCAGCGACUACUCUUCAGGUGUCCUUGUUAUGCCACAGACACCAACUGUAGCACCCUUCCGGUGCCUAGCUGCCAUGCCACCCGAAGGGAGCACGAGUGUUGGGGUACUGCCAGGUUGCCCAAGCCUAGACAGGGGAAGUCGAGAGGCGGAGGUGGGAUUCGAACCACGGACCUUCCAAUUUUUGCACAGAACGAUGGUUAUUACUGCUGAAAGGAAGAAUGCCUUCACUCCGGAGUUGUUUAUCAGAAAAUACCAACUAGACCAGUUACAGACAAUCGGACAGGAAAGCAAAACUCUCACAUGCACCUUAAUUAAAAAAACUGAACACUCAUCUUCUCUUGAACGUGUCUCCCCCAACUUUCCUAAAUAUUCAUUAAGUGUUGCUCAAGUCCAAGCAAAUGCUACAAAGCGAAAUGCCAGUGAUUUCGGAAAAU
This is a messenger RNA of Opisthorchis viverrini, 1563 nucleotides long. RefSeq lists its product as hypothetical. Gene Ontology annotation, molecular function: protein binding. The annotation marks the transcript as partial. The transcript is spliced from 8 exons. NCBI's taxonomy places the organism in Eukaryota, Metazoa, Platyhelminthes, Trematoda, Opisthorchiida, Opisthorchiidae. The record is from RefSeq and is a predicted model, not a curated record.